Molecule: messenger RNA, 702 nt
Organism: Gigantopelta aegis
Lineage: Eukaryota; Metazoa; Mollusca; Gastropoda; Neomphalida; Peltospiridae
Product: 60S ribosome subunit biogenesis protein NIP7 homolog
Exons: 5
Coding region: 93-635 (180 amino acids)
Biological process (GO): ribosome assembly; ribosomal large subunit biogenesis
Cellular component (GO): nucleus; preribosome, large subunit precursor; nucleolus
Molecular function (GO): RNA binding
Source: RefSeq, a predicted model, not a curated record
CAAACGGACAAAGGGCGGACAGUCUAGUAGGAAACACAUGGCAAGAAUUUCCGGUUAAACAUACAUGUGUUUACCUCCCAAUUAUUUACAAAAUGAGGCCUUUAACUGACGAAGAAACAAAAUUAUUCUUUGAAAAAUUAUCAAAGUAUAUAGGUGAAAAUAUCAAACUACUGUUGGAGAGGCCAGAUGGAACUUACUGCUUCCGCUUGCACAGAGAGCGAAUAUUCUAUGUCAGGGAAGAGUUGAUGAAAAGAGCUGGAAAUGUCUCCAGGGAGAAUCUCAUUUCCAUGGGAACGUGUUUCGGAAAAUUCACAAAAACUGGGAAGUUUCGCUUGCACAUCACAGCCUUGGACUACCUGGCACCUUAUGCCAAAUACAAGGUCUGGUUAAAACCAAGUGCGGAACAACAGUUUGUGUACGGUCACCACGUUAUGAAGUCUGGACUGGGCAGAAUAACCGAGGAUACACAACAGUACCAAGGAAUCGUGGUCUACAGCAUGAAUGAUCUCCCUUUGGGUUUUGGUGUUGCGGCCAAAUCAACACAAGAAUGCCGAAGUGCCGACCCCAUGGCCAUUGUGGCGUUCCACCAGGCCGAUAUUGGUGAAUACAUACGUAACGAGGAGGGUCUCGUUUGAUUGUUGUUCAUCUUACAUUACCAGCCUUGUACAUACUUGUAAAAUAAAAUAAAUAUUUCUAAGAUCA